This is a messenger RNA of Colletotrichum karsti, 384 nucleotides long. RefSeq lists its product as uncharacterized. The record is from RefSeq and is a predicted model, not a curated record. Gene Ontology annotation, biological process: rRNA (guanine-N7)-methylation; tRNA methylation; peptidyl-glutamine methylation. Lineage: Eukaryota; Fungi; Ascomycota; Sordariomycetes; Glomerellales; Glomerellaceae. The transcript has 2 exons. Bases 1 to 384 code for a protein of 127 amino acids. Gene Ontology annotation, molecular function: protein heterodimerization activity.
AUGAAGAUUCUCAGCCUCAACUUCCUGACAUGCGCGGUCAAGGCCUGCAAGACGUCUCAGGCCUCGUUCCCUCUCCACCCCAAGGACGCGGAGUUGGUGCAAGACGACAUCGAGGUCAACCCCCAGUUGCUACUCAACGUCCUGCCCCGCUUAGACUGGACCGCACUGAGAACGAACGCUACUGAGCUGGGCUUCCCCGAGCUCCCCACGGAGCCCCCCUCGGCUGAGCAGCUCCAGGGCGACGAGAAGAUGCUCAAGGACCUGCACCACCUGCUCAUGGAGACGCAGAUCAUGGAGGGCAAGCUGGUCUGCGGCAACUGCGGACACGAGUACGCCAUCCGCGAGGGCAUCGCCAACUUCUUGCUGCCGAGUCACCUCGUCUGA